Fragaria vesca subsp. vesca is the source of this 1351-nucleotide messenger RNA. RefSeq names its product GDSL esterase/lipase At1g74460-like. The coding region runs from base 1 to 1107 and encodes 368 amino acids. Gene Ontology annotation, molecular function: hydrolase activity, acting on ester bonds. The transcript is spliced from 5 exons. NCBI's taxonomy places the organism in Eukaryota, Viridiplantae, Streptophyta, Magnoliopsida, Rosales, Rosaceae. The record is from RefSeq and is a predicted model, not a curated record.
AUGAAGCUCAAUGUGGGAGUAGCAGUGUUGGUUGUGACCAUCUUUGCCAUCCUGAUCGAUGGUUACAGCUGCAAAGUGGUGCAGUUCAUAUUUGGCGAUUCUCUCUCUGAUGUUGGAAACAACAAGUACUUGAGCAAGAGCCUCGCCCAAGCAAGCCUCCCCUGGUAUGGUAUUGAUUUUGGCAAUGGUUUGCCUAAUGGGAGAUUCUCUAAUGGUCGAACAGUUGCUGAUAUUAUAGGUGAUAACAUGGGUCUCCCGAGGCCACCUGCAUUUCUAGACCCAUCUUUAACCGAAGAUAUGAUACUCCAAAAUGGAGUGAACUAUGCUUCUGGAGGUGGUGGAAUCUUGAAUGAAACUGGUGGCUUAUUUAUUCAAAGGUUUUCACUCUCCAAGCAGAUCGAGCUGUUUAUAGGGACACAAACAUUGAUAAAGAGCAAAAUUGGCAAAGAGGCAGCAGACAAGUAUUUCCAAGGAGCUCGUUACGUUGUCGCUUUAGGCAGCAAUGACUUCAUCAACAAUUAUUUGAUGCCAGUCUAUAGCGAUUCUUGGAACUACAACGAUCAAAGCUUCAUCGACUACUUGAUGGAAACACUGAAGGCACAACUUCAGCUGUUGCAUGCUUUAGGGGCAAGGCAGCUGAUGGUGUUUGGUUUAGGACCAAUGGGUUGUAUCCCACUACAGAGGGUCCUAAGUACAUCUGGGGAUUGUGUAGAUAGAACAAACAAAUUAGCUCUCAGCUUCAACAAAGCUGGAAGCAAAUUAAUGGACGAUUUGAACGCCAAACUUCCUAACGCCAGCUACAGAUUUGGUGAUGCUUAUGAUGUUGUCAAUAAUGUGAUCAGCAAUCCAAGCAAAUAUGGAUUCAGUAAUUCAGACUCACCAUGCUGCUCAUUCGGAAGAAUAAGACCGGCUCUUACAUGUGUGCCUGCAUCAGUACUAUGCAAAGACAGAAGUAAAUAUGUAUUCUGGGAUGAGUACCACCCGUCAGAUAGCGCUAACCAGCUUAUUGCCACUGAGCUCAUCAAGAAAUUCGGUUUCACGCGUGUCGAUCAGGGCAAUGCUCCUUCCUCAGCACCAGCAAUUGCUCCAUCCCCAGAUCAGGAGUAACAAAGACAUGAAGAAUGAAUACUUAAAUUAAGUCGGAGUGUGCAUUCCACUUGAUUAAUCAGGUGUACUGCUUAUUAUUUCAUAACACAGUUUCUUGCUUGGGGAUGAUUACACAGUUUUUCCUUCCGGUUUGUAAACAGAAAUAUGUAUUUUUCUUAGUUCUUAUUGUUCAAGGUUUUUCUUUUUAAUAAAGCCUAUAGUAGUUUGUUCCAAACACGCAUUAAUCUCCAUCAGGUUUAAACUC